Messenger RNA from Theileria parva strain Muguga, 552 nucleotides. RefSeq names its product Tpr-like protein. Lineage: Eukaryota; Apicomplexa; Aconoidasida; Piroplasmida; Theileriidae. The transcript has a single exon. Bases 1 to 552 code for a protein of 183 amino acids. The record is from RefSeq and is a predicted model, not a curated record.
AUGCUCAAUGUCAAGAAAGCUAACCUACUCAAAGACCAAGUUGGUACUGGUAGUGCUGAUACUAAGAUUUGGAAGAGGGCCGUUGACCUAUAUAGUAAAGCCAACUUACUAGCCACUGAACCUAAACUAUCUAGUAAUAAUGAACUUAAAGGACUUGUCGAAGCACUUGCUACUGCUGUAGGAGCCAGUGAACAUGUUGAAGGUCUCCAAAAGGCUCUUAAAGCACUUAAAGAUGCUACUGAAAGUGAUAAUGCUGAUCUUGUUAAAAAGGCUGAAGAAGUAGUCAGUAAGUACGACGCCGUCAAAGAUGCCUACGAUAAAGUUAAAGCAAAAGAAACUCAAUAUAAAAGUACUCUUAAUGGUAGUGAAGAAAGUAAAUAUACCGAAGUUGAAACUAAAUUCGAUGGACUUAAAACUGCAUACAAUAAUGCUCAGUGUAAGACUAUAAGUCUUAUUCUUGACAAGGAGAUGAUUAGAUAUUGUUCCAUAUCACUUUAUACUUAUCCCUACCAUAAUCCUAACCUGAAUCUCCUUAAACAUUUUCUAUACUAA